Messenger RNA from Bactrocera oleae (olive fruit fly), 585 nucleotides. RefSeq names its product Adipokinetic hormone (gene Akh). The record is from RefSeq and is a predicted model, not a curated record. Lineage: Eukaryota; Metazoa; Arthropoda; Insecta; Diptera; Tephritidae. Gene Ontology annotation, cellular component: extracellular region. Gene Ontology annotation, molecular function: hormone activity.
GGACAUUGCGUAUGUCCUGCAAUGAACAUAAAUAAAUCAGAUUCAUAUAAAAAGCCUCAAUAAAGUGAUGAUAAGCAAGCAACGUUUCGCACAGUUUUCAAGAUGAACUCAACACGUACACAACUCUUCGCCGCCAUGCUUUUGCUCUUCUUGGCUGUGGUCAACUGUCAGUUGACCUUCUCACCAGACUGGGGCAAACGUUCGGUGGGCGGUAGCGUGAGUGGUGGCACAGCCGGCUUCUUCGAUACACAGUCUAGCGGCAAUUGCAAGACCUCGAAUGAGAUGCUGCUCGAAAUAUUCCGCUUUGUGCAGGCAGAAGCGCAACUCUUCCUAGACUGCAAGCAUCGAGAGUAGAAGACACGACAUUAUUCACCACAUAAAUAUUCGAAAUUUUUAAUUUGUAUGUGUAAUUGUUUUGCAUUCUUUAUUUGGGGUAGUCGGCAUUAGUUUGGAUGAAAUCCGAUUUUCAAUCCUUCAAAUGCUUAUUUAUAAUUAAUGCAUAAUAUAUAGUGUAAUACCAAUGAAUGUAUAUGUAAAAUACUUAUUAUAAAUAAAAUACUAAUGAAUGCAUGCCAGUAAAGCAAA